AUGAGGCAAUUUUUCGGCGCCACCUUUUUUGUAUUCUUCGUAAAUUUAUACAUUCACCAAAAUAAUGUUAUGAGCAAAGAAAUUGUUAAUUUUAAAAAUACCAACUUGAGGAACGGUUGGACAGGUAAAAACAUCACCCUGCAGGGUGAUGGAAGCGGACAGAUAGAAACAGAAGGACAGGAUACCGAGACAACACAAGAAAAAAAGUACACAAGAAAAGAGGAGGAAGAUGAAAAAGCUAAAAAAGCAAAAGAAGAAGCCCUGAAGGAUCAAAAAGAAACAGAAGAUAAAGUGAAAGAAGUACUAGAUGCAGCAAAAAAAGUAGAAGAAGCAGACACAGAAAUAAAAGAUGCAAUGCAAAAAUUAAAACAAAUAGCAGAAGAAGCAAAGAAAACUGUAACAACAAAGGCAAAGGAAGUAGAAGAAAAAGCAGAUAGAGCAACAGGGGCGUCUACACUUGCUAUAACAAGUAUGCUCGCAAAGGCUGCUGAAGAGGCAAAAGGUGUUGUAAAGAAAGAAACAGAAAAGGCUAAAAAGGUAGCAGAAGCAGCACAGCAUGUUGUAAAUGCAUAUGAAGCGAAGAAGGAGGCAGAAAAAGCACAAGAAGAAGCACAAAAGGCUCAUAAAGAAACAGAUACUGCAAAUGUAUCAGUCACAAAAUUAGUGGAAGAAUCUGAAGACAAAAUAACACAAGAAGAAAUGAAAAGAUUGAUAACAGUGAAAAAAAAUGUGGAACAAGCAUUAAACAAGAUAAAGCAAGAAUUGGAAAAGAUAAAACAAGAACUGGAAAAUGCAAAACAAAAGUCAACUAAAGCUGCAACCGAAGCAGAUAAAGCAAAGACAAAGGAUGCAAUAAUAGACCAAGCAUAUGUAAAUAAUAUAGAAAAAUAUGCUAAGGAAGCAAUAGAAGCAGCGAAAAAAGCCACGAAAUCAAAGGCAGAAGUAGAGAAGAAAGCAGGAAUAGCAAAAAUGCAAGCUGGAAUAGCAGAAAUACAAGUAGGAAUAGCAAAAAUUCAAAUCGCACUGGAAGAAGCAAAAAUAGCAGCAAAGGAAGCUACAUCAGCAAAAGAAGUAACGAUUGAAUUAGCAAAAAUGGCAACAUCAGCCAAUUUGCCUAAAGACACGGCAACAGAGAAAGCAACUGAAGCAAAUAAUAAGGUACAAGAAAUAGAAGCUUUACUAAAAGAAAUAAAUAAGGUAGAAAACGUGGAGGAAGCAAAACAAAAAGUGCAAAAAGCCACCGAGCUAAAAGACGUAGCGAAGAAAGCAAAAGCAGAAGCAAAAAUAGCGGUAUCAGUUGCGCAAGUGCAUGUAGCGAAACAGGAAGCAACCAGGUUAGUACAGGUAGCUGAUGAUGAAAAAAAGAAAGCAAAAGAGGCUGUAGAAACAGCAGAGAAUGUAAAAAAGGCAGCAGAAAAGGUAUCUGAACAAGUAGAAAAUGUACCUGAAAUAAAAGAGGCUGUAAAAUCUGCAACAGAAGAAGUAGAAACUGCGAAAACGGAAGAGAAGAAUGCUGAAAUGGAAGCAAUCGAAGCAUCAGAAAAAGCAUACACAUUAGAAUAUCUGUUAUUAAUGGUAACAGAAGCAGCCAAUAAAGUAAAAGGAGCACAAGGAGAUAAAAUAACAAGUACAUUGCAAGAAGCACAAGAAAAAGCAUUACAAGCGGAUCAUAAGACACAGGAAACAUUUAAUAUAACGAAGAAAGCAAUAGAAGCUUCUAAGAAAGCACAAAAAGCAGCAGAAGUAGCAAAGGCACAAGCAGCAAAAGCAGAAGCAUAUAAAGCAGUAGAAGAUGUAAAAAAUGAGGUACAAAAAAUUAAAAGACUAGCAACAAAAUUGAAGGAAUCUGAAGCAUCAAUAGUAGAGAAAGAAGCAGCUGAAGCGGCAGGAAAGUUAGCAGAAUCUGAAGUAGAGAAAGUAACAAUUGAAGCAAAAAAAGCAAAUGAUGCAGCAGGUAAAGCAAAAGAAGCAAAUACACUAGAAAAAGCCAAAGAAGAAGCAAUCAAAGCAAUAGACGCUUCUAAAAAAGCACAAAAACAAGCAAAAAUAUCCAUACAGAAAAUAGAAUUCGAAUAUCUGAAGCUGAUAAAGCAAGACGCAUUAGAACCAUUGGACACAUCUGCAGAGGAAGGUAAUAACGUAGUCGACAACAAUGAAGAAGUGGUACAGGAAGUCGAAGAUCCGGGAAGUAAGGAAGACGAUCCUGAAGAAGAAGACGACGACAAGGACGAUGACAACGUUGAAGAAGUGGAAAACGAACUGGAAGAAGUGCUGGAAAUAGAAGAGGAGGAGGAGGAGGAAGAAGAGGAAGAAGAAGCCGACCAAUCAGAGGCGCAGGAAGGAGAGUCAGAGAGUGUAAACCAGGAAGGAAAAGAAACGGCAGGUAACCCACCCCCUAGUGACACUGCGUCUAAAGUACAAACUCCAAGUGUGCAACCCCAGGAACCGGAUAACAAACCAUUAAGUGAUAGCAAAGCCCAAGCGCUCCUCGCAGACAAGAAUAAGGAUCUUAUGGACUUAAAAAAAGAAGCUGACCAAAUAACCAAAAAUAUAAUGAACACACUUGACGGGGAUACGGGAGUCCUAGACACGCUCAAGGAUUUCGCAAAAGAUUUGAAUCAGUUCAUUCUGGACUUGUAA
This is a messenger RNA of Plasmodium coatneyi, 2640 nucleotides long. RefSeq names its product Merozoite surface protein 3. Bases 1 to 2640 code for a protein of 879 amino acids. Lineage: Eukaryota; Apicomplexa; Aconoidasida; Haemosporida; Plasmodiidae. The transcript has a single exon. The record is from RefSeq and is a predicted model, not a curated record.